UGGGCGGUUGUAGACAACUUGGCCUAUCUGCGGAGGUAGGCUGUUCUCGUGGAGGACGACGUGCACGAAGUUGUGCUGGAAGAAGUCGCUUCUUUUGUUGUUGUGCAGUUCAAAGUACCCCGGAGGCACGGCGAUUCCAUUUAAAUCACACACUCGUGUCUGUGUGUGUGGACUUUUACAAAAGAGGAGGCUCGAUCGUAGCUGAGAUUUGAACUGUUGUGCGGAAGGCUGCCAGGCCUCAGAGGCUAAUCACCAUGAGUUACGGUAGGGCUCCGCCAGACGUCGAUGGCAUGACUUCCCUGAAAGUGGACAACUUAACAUACCGAACAUCGCCCGAAACCCUCAGACGUGUAUUCGAGAAGUAUGGCCGAGUGGGGGACGUCUACAUUCCCAGAGACCGCUACACGAAAGAGAGUCGCGGUUUCGCGUUUGUGCGGUUCCACGACAAACGGGACGCCGAGGAUGCGAUGGACGCCAUGGACGGCGCGCUGCUGGAUGGACGGGAGUUGCGGGUCCAGAUGGCCCGGUACGGCAGACCCCCCGAUUCCCACUAUGGUGGAGGGCGGCGAGGAGGGCCAGCCAGGAGGUACAGCGGUCACGGACGCCGAAGCAGAAGCUAUUCCCCCAGCCCGAGACACAGGAGACGCAGCAGGUCCCGCAGCAGGAGCCGCUCUCGUUCCCGAAGCCGAUCCCGCGACAGCAAAUCCAGGUCCAGGUCCUACUCCCGGUCCAAGUCCCACUCUCCCAGGAGCAAGAAGACCAAGGACAAGUCCCAAUCUCGUUCCAGAUCUAGAUCCAGGUCCCGGUCCAAGUCCAAGUCCAAGUCCAGGUCCAGAAGCCGUACCCCUUCCUCCAAAAGAGGGUCCAGGUCGAGAUCCAAAAGCCAGCCCAGGUCCGCAGCAGAAAACGGAGGCGAAUCCCCGUAAAGCUCAGCACAUCAGCAACAGGUGACUUCAGAACUUAAUGUCCAGCUGGAUCCCAGGAGAGCGACAGUGUCCUGCUGUGAAAGGUUAUUAUUGUGUCUUCCAUGCUUUGCUUUGUUUUAUCCGUUUAGCCCUCGAAAGGGCUUUUUCAUUUCAGUGCUGUGAUUUUAUUUCUUCUUCAUGACAUGUUUCUAAUUCUAAUCACUGAGUUUGCUGUGGGGAGGAAUUUCUCUUCUGACUUGCUUUUUGUAUUGAGAACACAGGAUAAUAUACAAGUACGAUUGAAGCUUCUGUACGUGACAGUUUAUCAAGAAGCGCAUUUACAGUUCAGCUUUCUCUGGCUUUGCUAAGCUCACAGCCAUCCUUCAUUACUUUAUUACUGGUGGCAGACAUUUGGUCACCAGCUCAGUCCAGUGAAGAGGGUUUACGGAGGCAGAUCACAUGCAGCAUCAACAGAUCUUUGAUGUUUGAUGUGACGGCUGUGACUCGAGGCGACGUGGGCGUCCACCAAUCAGGAGCUUGGUGGGUCGAUCCCUGGCCUCUGCAGUCACUGAGGUCUUAUUAGUGCAUCUGUCUUAAUGGUAAAUUCAGUAUUUUUGUCCAUGUCCGUGGUGUCAGUCAGGAUAAGUAGACACCUCGGGCCUUGUUCUCACAUCCAAUGAAGCCAUUUUCUACUCUUUGUUUCUUAUUCAGAAAAAGACCAAAAGCAUCCAAAGUGUCAAAUCCACACCGACCUUUUAAAGUUUGCUCCUGUUGUUGUUUUUAUGUCAUUAAAGGAAAAGAAUCCCUCUAAAACUCAGUGUUACCUGCUUCCUCCUCUUCUUUAAAGUCCACGGCUCAGGGUGUCUUCUGUUAGAUGGGACAGCAGAUCAUUCUACCUGCAGUGAUUGAAUGUUAAAUGUAAUUGCAUUCUGAAUAUACAGAAAAUGAAUAAAACUGAAGCUCUAAAAGAACGUGUCAGGUCAGCGAAGGUCUGAAUGGAUUUUAAAUCGUCGGUUUAAUUCUUCAGGACGUGUCUUGUUUUUUCUUUUUCAUUUCUGAUGCUAAUCCCGCUCGUCUGUUUUUUGUUGUUUUUGUUUUUUUCUUUGUGCACUAGGCGCAGUUGUGUAGCAGUUGAGUAUUGCUGGUUAGCUGUUAAGGUGGCGUGUUGCUCUGCUGAGUGCUUGGAUGUGUCCAGUAUUCUCCAGAUGCUCCCGUGGCUACCAGUGAGCAGCUGCUACAGUCUCACGCUCUGUACAGUGAUUUUUUUCCCCACAUGGUCAUGGGCGACAGAUGUGAUUUUCAUUAAAGAUUUUGGUGUUUUCUCUA
Messenger RNA from Chelmon rostratus (copperband butterflyfish), 2231 nucleotides. RefSeq names its product serine and arginine rich splicing factor 2b (gene srsf2b). Bases 255 to 926 code for a protein of 223 amino acids. The transcript has 3 exons. The record is from RefSeq and is a predicted model, not a curated record. Gene Ontology annotation, molecular function: RNA binding. NCBI's taxonomy places the organism in Eukaryota, Metazoa, Chordata, Actinopteri, Chaetodontiformes, Chaetodontidae.